UGCUGAUUCAGAACUAGCAUGUUAUGGAUUAAUUUUCAAGGAAUCCUCUAUUUUUGCGGUUAAAUGUGCAACAUUAAUUGUUAAAGGCAAUUUACCUGUGCUGCCGAAAUGCUUCGCGAGAAAAUGUGGUUGAUUUUGAUGUAGCUCUGCUCAUUUUUACUUGGAGUAACAGAAGCAGGUCAGAAUCAGUGUUUAGAAACUGAAUUUCGUCCGUCUGAAAGUAGAAAGUAAUAUAUCUUCGAGGGGGAGUAUGCUGGGAAAGAGAAUUUGUGUUGGAUGGAAUCGGUUGCUUUUAGGUCUUCCUCUAGUCAUCUUAAUAACCCACAUGCUCUCAGUUAAAGAGCUCCAUCAACAGACUAAUUUGGGGGAUGUACAUAAAGAAAAGCCAAAGAAAUUUGAUCAUCUUAUUCUUGGACCUGCUGCUGGUGAAGGACUGCCUGACCGUUUGCAAUGCCAAGGAAUAAAGGCUCUUAACAAGAUACAUUUUGGAAUGUCCCGUAACAAUUCUCGCUCAAUAGAUCCCGUGGCUUUUGUCACUGUGUUUACUAUCUACAACUCUACUGUUGAGAGCAGACCAGUUGAUUUGGUUACUGUUGGGAACAUUUCAUACAACAAAGUGAAGAGGUCGUUGGCCAUUUUGAAUGUUUUCAUAAAUUUCAUUCAGGUGAACAUGCCUCAAAGCAAAGUUAUCAUUCUUACUGAUCCUGCCUCAGAGCUUCCACUGCAGAAAGAUAUGGUUACCAUAAAACCAAUACAAGGUGAAUAUUCACGAGACAAGUUGAUGCUUCAAAGAAUCAGGUCUUACAUUGCCUUCUUGGAAACAAGGCUUGAGAAGCUGAGUCAGAAGCAGGAGCAAUUUACUCAUUUCAUUUUUACAGACUCAGAUAUCGCAGUAAUAGAUGACCUGGGACAAAUAUUCAUUGACUAUCCAAAUUUUGAUCUGGCUCUCACCUUCCGAAAUAACAAAGAGCAACCUCUAAAUUCAGGAUUUAUUGCAGUACGCGGCACUGCUGAGGGAAUUCAAAGGGGGAAGGCUUUCUUACAAGAAGUGCUGAAAGUGUACAGUUCAAAAUUCAUGAAAGCUUCUCGAAUGCUUGGAGAUCAAUUAGCUCUUGCGUGGGUUGUACGAUCUAACCCCAAUUUUAAUGUGAGAAGGUUUUCCAGAAGAGAGGCUUUUCUAGACAAAAUAGGUGGUGCUUCAGUGCUAUUCUUGCCUUGCUCCAGUUAUAAUUGGACACCACCAGAGGGCGCCGGCCAAUUUCAUGGCAUGCCGUUGGAUGUGAAGGUAGUGCAUUUCAAGGGAUCAAGAAAGCGACUUAUGCUGGAGUCUUGGAACUUUUUCUCGUCUUCUUCUGACCUCUCAGAUACGCUAUGCCUUAUUUUGAAGAGUGGAAGAACAAAAUAUGAUUUCUGAACUCUGUAUAGGUUUCUUUGGGUCUGCAACAAUCGUAGUUUGUUGUGAAGUUGUGAUAGUGACUAGUGUUGGACUUUGAUGCGCGAGUAGUUAUCAAUUCAUCAAAACUUGUCUUCGUUUUUCUGAAUUUCACAUGGCUGCUGCUAAUGCAAUAGUUUCCUGAGAUGAUAAGAAAUCCAUUGUUGUUGAAAUGUCUUGUAUAUUACAAUUUACAAUAGCCGCUUUGCACUGUUGAAGUAAUUUUGGUUGGAAGGUUUUAAUUAUUGAAUUACUUCUAAUA
Molecule: messenger RNA, 1694 nt
Organism: Sesamum indicum (sesame)
Lineage: Eukaryota; Viridiplantae; Streptophyta; Magnoliopsida; Lamiales; Pedaliaceae
Source: RefSeq, a predicted model, not a curated record